AUGCCUUGGAUGCAGGAAUCAGAAUUUACAAAGAAGGACAAAGCUGCCAGAGUCAUUCAGGAGGCCUGGAAAUGUUUUCUUAAUGUCACUAUCUUCCAACACUUCAAAAGCCUGAUUGUUCUGAGAGGACGAGGAGAGCCACGUCAGAUAAUGAGGUACAUCAAUCCUAAAGAGGCAGAGCUGCUAGACGCCGCUGCGGGCAUUCACAUACGAUUCCGACUAGGUGGCGUUAAAUUUCCACCUGAUAUAUACUAUAAAAUUUUCACUCAUAGACAUGUUGAAGAUCUGUGUGCUAAUAGCCCCAGAGAUUAUACAAAAUGUCCAGCAAAAUAUACAUCCCAUCUUAAAAGUGAUAAUCUUCAGGAAGAGGAUCAUAGUGGCUGGUACCAUCGUAUAGAGAGCAAUGGCUGGAGGCCUGUCUCUGAUACAUUUUGGGUGUCUCCUGAAAAUGUAGAGGUGGGAGACAAAAAAGAAAGCGAAUUCCAUUUCUCUAAACUGAAGAGAAGGCAAGAUAUGGAAAAGAAAAGAAAAAUUAGAAAAAUAGAAUGGAUGAGGAAAAUGUACGAUGCAGGAAACCUGAAGGCUAGGUCAACAAAUGCUAAAACUCUAGGUUUAAUUCACACAGCAACGAAGGGGCUGAUGAGAGCUGUGGAAGUCGGUGGAAUAGAUUCAGUGAUGGAAUGGGAGGUGGAUGAAGUGCUGAACUGGACAAACGCACUCAACUUUGACGAGUAUAUUGCCACCUGGAAGGAAAUUGCUACAAGCAACUCUUCAGCUAACUUCAAAAGUCAUGGCCGCCCCCACGGUCUCAGCAUCCUUCAUCCACUGCAGGCUUCUCCCAGCCGCCUCCAAACUGGUUUCCCAUUUGAGUCAACACAGAAACAAGGAUACGACUAUACAGAUAUAUCAGAGGAGAAACUGGGAAUCCCAGAAGAUACUUUAGAUGGAAGUUUUGAUAAAAUACCUAAUUUUACUAGACCAACACCUGAUCUCACUUAUGACGUAUAAAGUGGUCCGCUUUUUCUGAGCGGUAGCCCUUCCCACCCUGACUCCAUCAGUUACCAUCACGAGAUCGUUACCCGGACUGGAACGACUUGUGUAUUCUUGGCGCAGAACCUAACUCAAGGAGCUAAAGAAGCCUAAAGAGAAAUAGUACAUCAGACUCAGUACAGUGGUCAUGAAAAUGUAGAAAUUAUUCCUUGUAUUAGAAGAAACUGCGGUAAUCUAACAAUCACACGUAAAUAAAUACAUUUAGGUGC
Suricata suricatta (meerkat) is the source of this 1259-nucleotide messenger RNA. RefSeq names its product chromosome 11 C11orf65 homolog (gene C11H11orf65). The transcript is spliced from 9 exons. Lineage: Eukaryota; Metazoa; Chordata; Mammalia; Carnivora; Herpestidae. The record is from RefSeq and is a predicted model, not a curated record. Bases 1 to 1008 code for a protein of 335 amino acids.